Messenger RNA from Grus americana (Whooping crane), 726 nucleotides. RefSeq names its product SRY-box transcription factor 14 (gene SOX14). Gene Ontology annotation, biological process: negative regulation of transcription by RNA polymerase II; positive regulation of transcription by RNA polymerase II; cell differentiation. NCBI's taxonomy places the organism in Eukaryota, Metazoa, Chordata, Aves, Gruiformes, Gruidae. Gene Ontology annotation, molecular function: DNA-binding transcription factor activity, RNA polymerase II-specific; RNA polymerase II cis-regulatory region sequence-specific DNA binding. The record is from RefSeq and is a predicted model, not a curated record. The coding region runs from base 4 to 726 and encodes 240 amino acids. The transcript has a single exon.
AGCAUGUCCAAGCCCAGCGACCACAUCAAGCGCCCCAUGAACGCCUUCAUGGUGUGGUCCCGCGGCCAGCGGCGCAAGAUGGCCCAGGAGAACCCCAAAAUGCACAACUCGGAGAUUAGCAAGCGGCUGGGCGCGGAGUGGAAGUUGCUCUCCGAGGCGGAGAAGCGCCCCUACAUCGACGAGGCCAAGCGGCUGCGGGCGCAGCACAUGAAGGAGCAUCCCGACUACAAGUACAGACCCCGGCGCAAGCCCAAGAACCUGCUCAAAAAGGACAGGUAUGUCUUCCCUUUGCCUUACCUCGGGGAAACCGAUCCCUUAAAGGCCGCCGGGCUUCCCGUGGGGGCCACUGACUCUCUGCUGAGCUCCCCGGAGAAGGCCAGGGCUUUCCUGCCUCCCACCUCAGCACCUUACUCCUUACUUGACCCCAGCCAGUUCAGCUCCAGCGCCAUUCAGAAGAUGACUGAGGUUCCUCACACCUUAGCCACCAGCACCCUGCCCUACGCCUCCACCUUGGGAUACCAGAACGGGGCGUUUGGCAGCUUGAGCUGCCCCAGCCAACACACCCACACUCACCCCUCGCCAACUAACCCGGGCUAUGUCGUGCCAUGUAACUGUACCGCUUGGUCGGCUUCCAGUUUGCAACCUCCAGUUGCCUACAUAUUAUUCCCAGGCAUGACCAAGACUGGGAUAGACCCCUAUUCUUCAGCACAUGCGACUGCCAUGUAA